This is a messenger RNA of Onychomys torridus (southern grasshopper mouse), 6110 nucleotides long. It is a transcript of the gene Smarca1, whose product is annotated as SWI/SNF related, matrix associated, actin dependent regulator of chromatin, subfamily a, member 1. The record is from RefSeq and is a predicted model, not a curated record. Bases 223 to 3366 code for a protein of 1047 amino acids. The transcript has 24 exons. Gene Ontology annotation, cellular component: nucleus; chromatin. Lineage: Eukaryota; Metazoa; Chordata; Mammalia; Rodentia; Cricetidae. Gene Ontology annotation, molecular function: nucleosome binding; ATP hydrolysis activity; DNA binding. Gene Ontology annotation, biological process: regulation of transcription by RNA polymerase II; nucleosome organization.
GGAGGGUGAUAGGGGGGAGGCCAUGACGUAGGGUGGGUGGACGGAAGUGGGGCAGGCAGGGUUGAGGGUUAUUUAAAGAAGGUGGGGGGCGAGCGAAGGGGUUGGAAGCUAGUAUUCCCUACCCCUGCUCUAUCUAGCUCUUUCCAGUGCAGCCACUGCUGCCGCCCAGGAGCCUCCCUUCUCCCCUUCUUCGUCCCCCCUCAUCUUUCCCGCUCCAACGCCAUGGAGCCGGACACGGCCACAGAGGCAGCCACCGUGGCAGCCUCGGAGACCAGAGCCACAAUCGUGGUCAUAGAGGAUGAGCAGCCCGGGCCGUCCACCUUUAAGGAGGAGGGAGCGGCUGCCGCCGCCACGGAAGCCACCACCGCCACUGAGAAGGGCGAGAAGAAGAAGGAGAAAAUCACUUCUCCAUUUCAACUCAAACUUGCUGCUAAAGCUUCCAAGUCUGAAAAGGAAAUGGACCCAGAAUAUGAAGAGAAAAUGGUAAAUAUACCCUUGAAAGCAGACCGAGCAAAGAGAUUUGAGUUUUUACUGAAGCAGACAGAACUUUUUGCACAUUUUAUUCAACCUUCAGCACAGAAGUCUCCAACAUCUCCUCUCACCAUGAAAUUGGGGCGUCCUCGAGUAAAGAAAGAUGACAAGCAGAGCUUGAUUUCUGCUGGAGACUAUCGCCACAGGCGCACAGAACAAGAGGAAGAUGAAGAACUGCUGUCAGAGAGUAGGAAAACAUCUAAUGUGUGUGUUAGAUUUGAGGUUUCACCUUCCUAUGUGAAAGGAGGACCCCUGAGAGAUUAUCAGAUUCGAGGACUAAACUGGUUGAUCUCUUUGUAUGAAAAUGGAGUCAAUGGUAUUUUAGCUGAUGAAAUGGGUCUUGGGAAGACUUUACAAACCAUUGCUUUGCUUGGUUACCUGAAGCACUAUAGAAACAUUCCUGGACCCCACAUGGUUUUAGUUCCAAAGUCUACGUUACACAACUGGAUGAACGAAUUUAAACGAUGGGUUCCAUCUCUCCGUGUUAUUUGUUUUGUUGGAGACAAAGAUGUAAGAGCUGCUUUUAUUCGUGAUGAAAUGAUGCCAGGAGAGUGGGAUGUUUGUGUGACUUCUUAUGAGAUGGUAAUUAAAGAAAAAUCUGUGUUUAAAAAGUUUCAUUGGAGAUAUUUAGUCAUUGAUGAAGCUCACAGAAUAAAAAAUGAAAAAUCUAAGCUUUCAGAGAUUGUUCGUGAGUUCAAGUCCACUAAUCGCUUACUUCUAACUGGGACACCUUUGCAGAAUAACCUGCAUGAACUCUGGGCUUUACUUAACUUUCUAUUGCCAGAUGUCUUUAAUUCUGCAGACGACUUUGAUUCUUGGUUUGACACUAAAAAUUGCCUUGGUGAUCAAAAACUUGUGGAAAGACUCCAUGCAGUUUUAAAGCCAUUUUUGUUACGCCGUAUAAAAACUGAUGUAGAGAAGAGUCUGCCUCCCAAAAAGGAAAUAAAGAUUUACUUGGGACUGAGUAAAAUGCAACGAGAAUGGUAUACAAAAAUUCUGAUGAAAGAUAUUGAUGUUUUAAACUCUUCUGGCAAGAUGGACAAGAUGCGACUCUUGAAUAUUCUAAUGCAGCUCCGAAAGUGUUGUAAUCACCCUUAUCUAUUCGAUGGUGCAGAGCCUGGUCCACCUUAUACGACAGAUGAACACAUUGUCAGCAAUAGUGGUAAAAUGGUAGCUCUGGAUAAGCUAUUGGCAAGAAUUAAAGAACAAGGGUCAAGAGUUCUCAUUUUUAGCCAAAUGACUCGUCUGCUAGACAUUUUGGAGGAUUAUUGUAUGUGGCGUGGUUAUGAGUAUUGUCGACUGGAUGGACAAACUCCACAUGAAGAAAGAGAGGGAGCAAUAGAAGCCUUCAAUGCUCCUAAUAGCAGCAAAUUCAUCUUUAUGCUGAGUACAAGGGCUGGAGGUCUUGGAAUUAACUUGGCAAGUGCUGAUGUGGUUAUCUUAUAUGAUUCAGACUGGAAUCCACAGGUUGAUCUACAAGCUAUGGAUCGGGCGCAUCGCAUUGGUCAGAAGAAGCCAGUACGCGUCUUCCGUCUCAUUACUGACAACACAGUGGAAGAACGGAUUGUAGAGAGAGCUGAGAUCAAACUAAGACUUGAUUCAAUUGUUAUACAGCAAGGAAGACUCAUUGACCAACAGUCUAACAAACUGGCAAAAGAGGAAAUGGUACAGAUGAUACGCCAUGGGGCCACCCAUGUUUUUGCCUGUAAAGAAAGUGAGCUGACAGAUGAAGAUAUUACAACUAUUCUGGAAAGAGGAGAAAAGAAGACUGCAGAAAUGAAUGAACGCAUGCAGAAAAUGGGAGAAUCAUCUCUAAGAAAUUUUAGAAUGGACCUUGAACAAAGUUUGUACAAGUUUGAAGGAGAAGAUUAUAGAGAAAAACAGAAGCUUGGUGUGGUGGAAUGGAUUGAGCCUCCUAAACGAGAACGCAAGGCCAACUAUGCAGUGGAUGCCUACUUUAGAGAGGCUCUGCGUGUCAGUGAGCCAAAGAUCCCAAAGGCUCCUCGGCCUCCAAAACAGCCAAAUGUUCAGGAUUUUCAGUUUUUUCCACCACGCUUAUUUGAACUCCUGGAAAAGGAAAUUCUUUAUUAUCGGAAGACUAUAGGUUAUAAGGUUCCAAGAAAUCCUGAGAUCCCUAAUCCAGCUGUAGCUCAAAGAGAAGAGCAAAAAAAGAUCGACGGAGCUGAACCUCUUACUCCACAAGAGACUGAAGAGAAGGAUAAACUUCUUACACAAGGCUUCACAAACUGGACUAAACGAGAUUUUAACCAGUUUAUUAAAGCAAAUGAGAAGUAUGGGAGAGAUGACAUUGAUAAUAUAGCUCGAGAGGUAGAGGGCAAAUCCCCUGAGGAGGUCAUGGAGUAUUCAGCUGUGUUUUGGGAACGCUGCAAUGAAUUACAAGACAUUGAGAAAAUUAUGGCUCAAAUUGAACGUGGAGAAGCAAGAAUUCAGCGAAGGAUCAGUAUUAAGAAAGCAUUGGAUGCCAAAAUUGCAAGAUACAAGGCUCCAUUUCAUCAGUUGCGUAUUCAGUAUGGAACUAGUAAAGGAAAGAACUAUACUGAGGAAGAAGACAGAUUCUUGAUCUGCAUGUUACACAAAAUGGGCUUUGACAGAGAAAACGUGUAUGAAGAAUUAAGACAGUGUGUACGGAAUGCUCCCCAGUUUAGAUUUGACUGGUUUAUCAAGUCUAGAACUGCCAUGGAAUUCCAGAGACGUUGUAACACUUUAAUUUCAUUGAUUGAAAAAGAAAAUAUGGAAAUUGAGGAAAGAGAGAGAGCAGAAAAGAAGAAACGGGCAACUAAAACUCCAAUGGUAAAAUUUUCAGCAUUUUCCUAACUUUUAGUCACAGAAAAGAAAAGCAGAGUCAGCUACUGAGAGCUCUGGAAAGAAGGAUGUCAAGAAGGUGAAAUCCUAAAGCCUAGAAAUAAAGUUUUAAAUGGGAAACUGCUAUUUUCUUGUUCCCAUCUUCAAAUGCUAAUUACCAGUUCCAGUGUAUUCAUGGUACUCUAAGGAAAAAAAUCUCUUUGGUUUUGAUUUCUUGCAUAUUUUAUAUAUUUUACAAUACUUUCUACCUAAAAUGUGUAGCUUUCUAUUUUAUGCUUUCUAGUAUUUUGUGUACUGUAUUUUGUGCAUUUCAUGUCUUCAUCAAAUUCUUCUCAGUCCUUGUUUUUUUAAAGCUUGUGCUGAGGUUUUAGCUUUUCUAUGUUUUAUAUGCCGCUGCUUUGAAAGAGAACCUAGAUUCUAUAGUUGUAUUAUUGUUGUUUCCAACUUUAAAUUUAUAUGGCUGUGGAAAAAUGAAUUAAAGUGAUUUGAGGAGAAAGACCUUUUCACUUCUUUGUUGCUUUCUUUUCUAUUGAGUCUGGCUUGUAUGUGUUACUGCAUACUAUGAUUAGCAUAAUAAUUGUUUCUUUGAGGUCAUCUCAAUAUUUUUUUCCUAAAGAAAUAAAGGGUGAGAAAAGAAAGAUAUUAAAAAAGCCUAAUAUUUGAUACUGUGCUUGCUGUCAGUAUGCGUUACAUUUAAAUUAUUCUCUAAAUAUGCCAAGUGGGAAAAUAUAAUAAAGAAAUGCCUAUAAGAAAUGUAAUUAUUUCCUGUUUUUUGUGCAGUAGAAAGCAAUUGUAUUUACUGAAUUGUACUCCUCACUACUAUGUAUUUUGGUUGAAAGCUAAAACUUUGCUUGCUGAUUUGUGCACGAUCUUCGGUUCCAUAGAGCCAACACAGAGGACUCUAGGUGUAACACAUAGAUUUAGUUAAAACGAAAUGAAAAGAUGAUGAAAUGAGUGUUGUGCAUUGCAGAAAACAAGCUGUUUUCAUUAGGAAUACAUUUAUGCUCAGGUAGCAACCUCAGAGCAUAAGGAGUUUUGAACACCAACAAUUUGUUUCUUGCUCACAUUACAAAUCCCAUCUAGGUCAGAAAAAUAGUAUGGGAGGAAAUCUGCUCCAUACAGUCACUCAGGGGUCUACACUGACUGAAGUUCUGCCGUUUUAUAAUUUAACCGUCUAGGGCCUGAAGUAUUUUCAUCUGUCACUAUAGGAAUAGGAUAAGAGAAUGGAGAAUCUCAUACAGGUUCUUUACUGCUUUAGCCCAGAAGUGACACAUAUCACACCUACUUAGAUUACAUUGUCCCCAACUAGCCAGCCACAUGGCUCUGUGUAUUUCCAAGAGAAUAAGCAAAUGUAGAGGAACAAAUGGAAAUUCCUAAAUUAUUGCCUUCACUAACUUGGUCUAUGACCCCCAAAUUGCACUCUAGAGCUAUUAAGCUUCAAAUCAUAUUUUGGGAUUUUCUACUCAAGUGAGUUGAAAAGGUCCCAUCAGUCACUGGACCUGGAGAAAAACAAUACCUGGAAGAAAUUUACUGAUGCCCUCAAGUUUUCUCACUAGAGAAACACGUGGUUUUUUGGGGGUGUGUGUGAAGAGUUAAGAUGAAGGGUGGGAGCAUGCACAGUUGGAAAUUCAAGUCUUUACUUCUUAUCCUUUCUCUGUUUACUGGAAGUGGUUAAUGGCUGAGCUGUAUGUGGGAGAGAAUUAGCAGGUAAGUUCUUCAAGCUUUUUCAUGAGUCUCUUUUCCUUGAUGCAUAGCUUGACUCUUAAGGUUCUUUCUUGGACCAAAGAGUUGUACCAUCCAGCUCUCAAAGACUGUCAAUUAAAUAUUGAGAUGUCAUACUUAGAAGCUUGUGAAAUGGUUUUAUGUGAGAGCUGGAAACCACACACUAUAGAUGGUGAAACAUGUCUUUUGAAUGGAAAGAUAGGCAGUUGCAUUACCAAAUCUAGUCUUCUAAGAAGACCACCUAUACAGUGAUCAUGUGAUGAUGGCACAGUGUAAGUGAUGUCAUUUUGAGGGUACAAGAUGCCCUAAGUCUGACUGUGAGAUUCUUUUUGGUUGCCAAAUUUUUACAGAGAAAUUAAACUGUCAUAGAAGAUUAAAAAAUUCCAGGAAAGAAAUAACAUUUCAAACAAGAAAUCUAGAAUUAUGGGAUCAUAUCCCUAGAGCUGUCUGCCAUGCUGCAGAGAGAACAAACGAUAGACAGUUUAUCACAUCAGCUGCUUGAAGGCCAGAGGAAGAGGAUCAGAAUGCCACAUAAUUGUAUGGAAUUUUGUAAGAGCAUAAUGACUCUGCACUCUGCUCUCUAGCAACACCAUUCUAAUUGAUGGCACUGAAAUCUGGCCCAACCUGAUCCUCUGUUUGGAAAGUGUGCAACAGGGAAAUGGGGUAAAGAAACUGGGACUCUGAGGAGUAGCCUUCACUCAAACUGUAUUCAAUCUGUGUUGAAGAUAAGAGGUGAUUUGGCUUCUGAAUAACAGCAAGGAUUCUACAGAAUCCCUCAUAAAGUAUCCAUCUUAAUCUUGGGCCUUAAUUUCCUUAUAUUCAAAUGAUGGUGCUAUGUCAUCACCCUCUCAUUGUCACUAUUUGUAUCUCUUUGGUGCACAGUCUGAUUAUAUAAUUUUCUAUGAAAAAUGUUCACAAAAAUUUAUCCUUUGAGACCCUCUGUGUAAGACAGUUUACUGAGUAGAAUAUUUGUGGCUACAUUGCUUGCUAUUGAUAAAUGUUUUGGUUUGAAAAGCUUCUCAAUUGGUGGAAUU